CCACAAAGCCCCGAGUCCACCAACGAGCUAGGGUUUUUCCGCUCCGCCGCAAAGCACCACGCACGAUCCAGAUCCCCCCUAACCCUAACCCUUCCUCUCCGGCGGCGGCGGCGCAGAGAGAGAGAGGCACUACCGAGCGAAGAUGAGGCCGAUCCUGAUGAAGGGGCACGAGCGCCCCCUCACGUUCCUCCGCUACAACCGCGACGGGGACCUCCUCUUCUCCUGCGCCAAGGACCACACCCCCAACGUCUGGUUCGCCGACAACGGCGACCGCCUCGGCACCUACCGCGGCCACAACGGCGCCGUCUGGUCCUGCGACGUGUCCCGCGACUCCACCCGCCUCAUCACCGGCAGCGCCGACCAGACCGCCAAGCUCUGGGACGUGCAGACCGGGAGGGAGCUCUUCACGUUCCGGUUCGACGCCCCCGCCCGCUCCGUCGAGUUCGCCAUCGGCGACGGCCUCGCCGUCAUCACCACCGACAACUUCAUGGACAACGCGCCCACCGCCCAGGUCAAGCGCAUCGCCGAGGACCCCGAUGACCAGUCGGAGGAGUCUCUUCUCGUGAUUACUGGCAUCAAGGGGAGGAUUAACAGGGCCGUGUGGGGGCCGUUGAACAGGACCAUCAUCACCGCUGGUGAGGAUGCCACCGUCCGCCUUUGGGAUACCGAGACCGGAAAAUGUCUGAAGGAGUCGGACAAGGAGCAAGGACAUCAGAAAACAAUUAGUUCGCUUUCAAAAUCUGCAGAUUGGUCACAUUUCCUUACAGGAUCCUUGGAUAAGUCUGCUAAGCUAUGGGAUACAAGAACUCUGACCCUGAUCAAGACAUAUGUCACUGAGCGACCUGUGAAUGCUGUUGACAUUUCUCCACUGCUGGACCAUGUGGUAAUUGGAGGUGGUCAAGAUGCGAUGAAUGUGACUAUGACAGACCGCCGUGCGGGUAAAUUUGAAGCAAAAUUCUUUCACAAGAUUUUGCAAGAGGAAAUUGGUGGUGUUAAAGGGCAUUUUGGACCAAUUAACGCACUGGCAUUUAAUCCUGAUGGACGGAGCUUUUCGAGUGGUGGUGAAGAUGGGUAUGUAAGACUGCACCAUUUUGAUUCGGACUACUUCAACAUUAAGAUUUAACCUAGAAGUUUUACAGUUUUCUCCGAGGCUGCGUUUGAGAGAUAGGCUGAAGGUACAUUGUGGUUGAGGCGGAGCUGUUACAGCACCACGUGGAGAGAUUCAGGCGCAGUGUUUAGCUACUGAUGGUGUACUGCUGCUCAGGCAUUCAUGUUGCACUGGACAUCCAACUCUGUAGAUGCUCGAGAGAUUUUGUACAUUCAGCAAUCGAAAGCUCCUCAUACUGCAAUACUAGCUUGGUUUUGUUUCCAUUGUUCUUGUUUCCUGUCAACUAUAUAUCAUACUUUGGGCA
Oryza brachyantha (malo sina) is the source of this 1412-nucleotide messenger RNA. Its product is annotated as eukaryotic translation initiation factor 3 subunit I-like. Bases 143 to 1123 code for a protein of 326 amino acids. Gene Ontology annotation, cellular component: cytoplasm; eukaryotic translation initiation factor 3 complex, eIF3m. Gene Ontology annotation, molecular function: translation initiation factor activity; RNA binding; protein binding. The record is from RefSeq and is a predicted model, not a curated record. Lineage: Eukaryota; Viridiplantae; Streptophyta; Magnoliopsida; Poales; Poaceae. Gene Ontology annotation, biological process: cytoplasmic translational initiation. The transcript has 8 exons.